Molecule: messenger RNA, 516 nt
Organism: Chlorella variabilis
Lineage: Eukaryota; Viridiplantae; Chlorophyta; Trebouxiophyceae; Chlorellales; Chlorellaceae
Exons: 7
Coding region: 1-516 (171 amino acids)
Biological process (GO): cobalamin metabolic process
Source: RefSeq, a predicted model, not a curated record
AUGGUGCCAGCGGGGCUGCCUCUGUCCACGCCUUGGGGACUGGAGUACUCGAUACACGAGUGUCCGCGCCGGCAUCGUGACGACGUGGCGGCGCUCUUCCCAGGCACCUCGCUGGACGGCAUGCUUGUGAUCCCCACAUGCCAGCACGCCCAGAUGGACCUGGUGCAGAUGGGGCAGCGGGUGGAGGAUGAGAAGGACCGGCUGCUGGAGCGAUUUGUGGAGUUUGCCAAGACGGUGUGCGAGCGGCUGGCGGCGCUGGGGCACUGGGCGGAUUACAUCGACCCGUGCAGCGGCCUGCCCAUGGUGCACCGCGCCACCAAUGCGGUGUAUGGCGAGGUGGAGGGGCUGGUGACGCUGCUGGGGUACCGCACACAGAACGCGGGGUGCUGCAAGAUCAUCCUGCAUCCCAAGUGGGGCAGCAACGUGUACCCAGCCAGCCUGUUUGCCAAGGCGCCGCUGGCGGCGGUGGUGGCGGCCAUCGAGGAGGCGGUGGCGGCGCUGAGGGAGCGAUUAUGA